AUGCCACACAACGAAAAUGAAUCAUUUAUAGAUGAUGAUCAUGAUGCUACAGAUGACCGUAAUAAUAGCAAUGGUAAUAAUAAUAAUACAAAUAGUUAUGAAGAUUUAACUCGUAUCAAUAAUGGUGGCGAUAGUAAUUAUAACGAAAGUGAUUUCACCGAUAUUAGAUUAAGUAAUAGUACCAAUAAAACCAAAAACAAGCCCACUACUACUACCACAACAACCACAACCACAACCACAAGUAAUUCAGUUCACGAAAUCGAAUUGGAUGAAUUAAAUCAUGCAGAUGAUAAUGACGAUGACUCUAAAAAUGACGGAGUUAUUCUAGACGAUCAUCAUCAUGAUGGCAGUAGUAAUGGUGACGAAGAUGAAGUUCAAAUAGAAGAGGGCGAUUCUUCACCACCACCACCAAUCCCAAGACAUAUUUGGAUCAGAGUUAUGGUAAUUUAUUUCGCAGUUUUCUGUGAUGGUUUGUCAUUAACAUUAAUUCAACCAUUCCUUCCACAACUCUUAACUAAAAAAUGGGGAUAUCCAGAAGAAGACGAAGGUUAUUUAUCUGGUUUAUUGGUCGGUGUUUAUAGUUUUGCAAGAUUUGGGUCAGGUUUUUAUUUAGGUCACUUUUCUGAUAAAUAUGGUAGAAAACCAUUUUUAGUAAUGUCAUUAUUCGCUACAGGUGUUGGUACAGUCAUUUUUUCUAAUAUGCCUAAUGUCUGGUUUGCAAUUGGUCUCAGAAUGCUAGAAGGUUUAUUUAGUAAUACUACAGCGCUUUGUCAAGCUACUUUGGCUGAUAUGGUCGAUAAAAGAAACAGAGCUUCAGUUUUUGCUUAUUUAGGUGGUACUUAUGCUUUAUCUCGUUGUAUUAGUUCGUCCUUGGGUGGUUUUGUAGUCAAGAUCUUUAGUGAUACACCAAAUCCGUAUUUCUAUGCAUGCUUAAUAGGUGGUGUUAUUGUUUUACUCUCAGCAGCAAUGGUAUUAUUUAUUCAUCCAGAAACUCAUCCAAAAUAUACUAAAUUAGAUUAUUCACAUCAUUAUCAAGCUUUAAAUGAAUCUAAGAAAUCAGAAGAUAACAACAGUAAUAAUAAUACAAACUCAACAAAUGAUGAUGAAAAUGAAUCAACCUUAACUUCAAAUUCAAAUGAAAAGAAAGAAGAAAAGAAAUCAGACAAUAUUAGCUUUAAAGAUGGUAUGAGGAUGAUCAUUAACGAUCGUGCAGUUUUAUUGUUAAUCGUAGUAGGUGGUUUGAAUAGUUACAGCAAUGGUGGUUUACUUCUCUCAUUGGUAUUAUUCUCUGCUUUAUCAAUCGAUUUGAAAGGUUUAGGUUUCGAGCCAUCAGGCACCGGUAUUAUUUUUACAAUUUUAGGUUUCUUUGGUUUCGUUUGGCAAGUUACUCUUUUCAAAAAACUCUCACUAACAAUUGGUCUUAAACGUCAAUUCACUAUGGGUAUGAUUCUUCUUUCCAUUGGUAUGGCACUCUUCCCAUUAACAUAUGUUGGUUACAUUAAAUCUGGUACAACAAUGGUAUGGGUAUUGAUUUUCAUUUCAGUUCCAAUCAUUUCAGUUGGUUUUAUGAAUGGUUUACCAUUGGUUUCUGCUAUGAUUGGUACAGUUUGUAGAUCUGAAAUCCAAGGUUUAACUCAAGGUACAACUCAAUCAAUCAAUAGUAUGCUCCGUUCAUUUGGUCCAACUCUCUCUGGUGCAUUGUUUAGUUGGUCUUCAAAUCGUAGUAUUCCUUGGCUCUUAUUUAUAAACCUCUCCAUAAUCUAUGUUGUUAUCGCUAUAGUCAGUCUUUAUUUACCAGAUAAGGUCGAUGCUAAUCUUUCAGUUGUAAAGCAUAAAAAGGCUUUAAAGAAACAAAAGGAAGAGAAACAAUCAUUAACAAGCAAGGUUUAA
Messenger RNA from Dictyostelium purpureum, 1890 nucleotides. RefSeq lists its product as uncharacterized. The record is from RefSeq and is a predicted model, not a curated record. The transcript is spliced from 2 exons. Gene Ontology annotation, biological process: transmembrane transport. The coding region runs from base 1 to 1890 and encodes 629 amino acids. Gene Ontology annotation, molecular function: transmembrane transporter activity. NCBI's taxonomy places the organism in Eukaryota, Evosea, Eumycetozoa, Dictyosteliales, Dictyosteliaceae.